AUGUCGUCCAACAACACCUCGGCCAGUGUCUCCAUCGAUAAGUUCGAUGGAGACAACUACUCAACCUGGUGUCGCUACAUGCGCGGCGUGUUUCUGACGAAGUCAGUCUGGUACGUCGUGAACCGCGAAACGUCUCCAACCUUCACCGACACGCGAGCUUCCGACGAGUACGUCAAGGCGAGCAACAUCGCGUUCGGGUUGAUGUUGCUCCACAUGGACGCCGACUACCACCAUGUGGUCGACAACUGUGAAGAAGCAUGGACAGCGUGGUCGCGGUUGAAGAUGCUCUAUGGUGGGUCGCAGAAGGCGGGACGCAUCUACCUCAAGCGCCAGCUGUUCAGCAUCAAGAUGGCGGAAGGUGCCAACGUCUUGCACCAUUGCAACGAAGUCUUGAACAUCGGCGCCAAGCUCAGCAGCAUCGGUGCCAAGAUGGAAGACGAAGACAUUGCGAUCUGCUUGCUGCUCAGUCUCCCGAAGAGUUUCGAGAACGUGGUUCUGAACUUGGAGAUGAGCAAUGCAGAGCUGCGCACGCAAGAUGUGGUCAAGGUGCUGACUAACGAGCACAUCAAGCGACAAGGCGAGAAGAUGACAACGGCAACGACAACGGUGAAGACUGAAGAUGCGACAAAGGCAUUCAGUGCCGAGCGCAAGCCCUACCAAUGCACAUACUGCGGCAAGGUGGGGCACACGGCAGAGCGUUGCUGGACGAAGCAAAAGGAUGAAAGUCGAGGAGCCCAACGCGGCGGCAAUGGUCGUGGACGCGGGGCAAACAAUGUCCAGUGGCGACAUUAUGAUGAAGGCAACAGCUACGAUCGAGUGGCGUUUGCAGUUUCGUUCGAAUGCGGAGUUUCGACGAACAAGAAUGGACCAGGAAUGUGGGCCGUUGACAGCGGGGCAACACAUCACAUCUGCCACGACAAGUUCAAGUUUGCAAGUUUGGUCGAAGUCAAUGAUGGCGAGAUCCUGGUGGCUGAUGGCAACAAGGCGGCCAUCAAAGGUGUAAGGACCAUCGUGGAAAAGGUGAUUCUGCCAAACGGGGAAGAGCGCGAGAUCGAGAUCAAGAACGCGCUCUAUGUGCCCAGCAUGAGCAAAAAUCUGCUCUCGGUGCCGCAGAUUAACAAGCACGGCAACUUCCAAGUGGUGUUUGACGGGGAUACGAUGUACGUCGCUCGCAAGGAUUCCAAUCAAGUGGUGGCAGCUGCGGAUCUUGUAGACGGACUCUACUGGCUUCGCACGACGCAGCGAUCGGCCAAUGCGACAUCACUCAGCAACGCUGUUGAUCUACAUGCGCGAAUGGGCCAUGCUCCAGUCGACGUGCUUCGCAGGAUGGUGACAAGCCACAUGAUCAAGGACGCUCACAUCCCUUCCAAGCCGAAUGGAUCAAGUGUGUGUCGAGGAUGCCAAGAAGGGAAGAUGGUCCGAAAACCAUUCCCGAGCAACAGUGACAAGCGCACCUACAACACCUUCGAGAUGCUCCACUUCGACAUCUGCGGACCCAUGGAAGAAAAAUCUCUGGGUGGUAGCAAGUAUCUGCUGCUGAUCGUGGAUGAAGCCAGCGGAUGCAUGAAGGGUUUUUGUCUGCAUUCCAAGUCAGAGAGCGAAGAGUGCAUCAAGAAGUACAUCACGAUGAUACAGACGCAGUUCAACAAGAAGGUCAAAUUUGUGCGACACGAUGGAGCCCGCGAGUUUGCGACGAACUCGCUCCAAGAUUUCUACGAAGUCGAAGGCAUCGAGCAACAAACCACGGUGCCAUACGCACAUCAAGCCAAUGGAACUGCUGAACGCGCGAUUCGAACUAUCGUCACCAUCGGUCGUAGCAUGCUCCAUCAUGCCAAGUUGGACAAGUGCUUCUGGGCUGAAGCGGCAAUGACGGCCGUCUAUGUGAAGAACCGUUUGCCGUCACCCAAGAUUCCACACAAGACACCGUUCGAGAUUGUCUACAAUUCUAAGCCAAGUGUCAAGCACAUGCGCGUGUUUUGGGUGCCAAGCAUACAUCUUGACCCCGAAGGAGAAACGACUCAAGUGGGAUCCCAAGGCCCGGGCUGGAUUGUUUUUGGGCUACGAAGAAGUGUCCAAGGCGUAUCGAGUUUACGACAUCGAAGCGGGGCAGGUGAUGAUAAGUCGCGAUGUCAACUUCGAUGA
Molecule: messenger RNA, 2142 nt
Organism: Peronospora matthiolae
Lineage: Eukaryota; Oomycota; Peronosporomycetes; Peronosporales; Peronosporaceae
Source: the annotation of a GenBank genome assembly